CCUCCUUCCCUCGUUCAGCACCAGGGACAGCCCCUCUUUCCUUCUCUCUCUCUCUCUCUCUCUCCGUGGCAGGAGCGGGGCUGUGGGCGGGGGUCUCCUCCCGUCCCUGGGAGCCAUGCCGGGCCCCGCGCCGCCCCCGGCCGCCUUCUUCUCGGCGCUCUACGCCUCCCGCAACCGCUCUUCUCCUCCUCCUUCUCCUCCUUCCUCUUCUUCUUCCUCUUCUUCGUCUUCCUUCGACCUGGAGGGUCUGAUGGGCGCGCUGGCCAACGGGUCCUCUUCGCGCUACGAGGCGGAGUGGCAGAGCUCGUCCGCCAGGGGCGCCCUUCUGGGGGCCUACGCGCUGGUGGGGGCGGUGGCGCUGGUGGGCAACGGGCUGGUCUGCCACGUGCUCGCCGCCCAGAGACCCUCCGCCCCCGGGCUCCUCAUCGCCAACCUCGCCCUCGCAGACAUCACCCUCACCCUCCUCAACGCCCCCGUCACCCUGGUGCGGUUUGUGAGCAGCUCCUGGGUGUUUGGGAAGCUCAUGUGCCACAUCAGCCGCUUUGGCCAGUAUUGCUCCGUCCACGUCUACGUGCUGACCCUGGCCGCCAUCGCCUUGGACCGGCACCAGGUGAUCAUGCACCCGCUGAAGCCCCGGAUGUCCCUGGUGAAGGGCGGGGUCUGCAUCGUCCUCAUCUGGGUCCUGGCCAGCUGCUUCUCCCUGCCCCACGCCAUUUACCAGAAGCUGACGCGCAUCCCGUCCGGGAACCGGACCAGCCGCAUCGUGUGCCUGCCCAGCUUCCCGCGGCCCAUGGACCUGUACUGGAAGUACCUGGACCUGGCCACCUUCGUGCUGCUCUACCUGCUGCCCUUGCUGGUCAUCUCCGCCACGUACGCCACGGUGGCCAAGAAGCUGUGGCAGCGCAACGCCAUCGGGGACGUGACCCUGGAGCAGUACCAGGCCCACCGGCGCAAGAAGAAGAAGACCCUGAAGAUGCUGGUGGUGGUGGUGGCCGUCUUCGCCGUCUGCUGGUUCCCGCUCAACUGCUACCUGGUCCUGCUCUCCAGCAACGCCAUCCGCAGCAACAACGGCCUCUACUUCGCCUGCCACUGGUUCGCCAUGAGCAGCACCUGCUACAACCCCUUCAUCUACUGCUGGCUCAACGACAGCUUCCGCUCCGAGCUCAAGGCCCUGCUGGGGGUCUGCGGGAGGAGGGGCCCCGGGCGGAGCCACGCCCCCCGCGCCCCCCAGGCUUCCUCCCGCCAGGCCUGGGCGGGGGAGGGGGGGUGCCCCCGCCGGACGGACCCCCCCUCCGCCCACCCGGGCCCCGCCUCCCAGGGACACUCCGCCCGGACCGACAUCUCCGUCGUCCAGCCCAUCAUCCCGGGCAGCUGAGAGCCACACGCUUGCACACGUGCAACAUCCACAUCGUGCAAACUCAACCCAAAACAGAGGUUUGCCCUAAAUUGGAGUUGGCUUGGAGGCCCAUGGUGACACGCAUACACACAUCUCAUACACAUGCUUUACUAUUGCACACAUUCAACAUCCAGCUCAUGCAAACUAAACCCAAAACAGAGGUUCACCAUAAGUUGGAGUUGGCUUGGAGGCCCAUGUGACAUCUCACCAGCUUUGGGCUCCUUGGUGGUCAACUCCUCUACCAUUCUGAUGGCUGGAUGUGCCAUCGUAACAUUAACACUGAGGCAAAUGCUUUACUAUUGCACACGUUCAACAUCCGGCUCAUGCAAACUAAACCCACAAACAGAGGUUCGCCAUAAGUUGGAGUUGGCUUGGAAGCCCAUGUGACAUCUCACCAGCUUUGGGCUCCUUGGUGGCCAACCCCUCUAUCAUUCUGAUGGCUGGAUGUGCCAUCAUAUCAUUAACACUGAGGCAAAUGCUUUACUAUUGCACACAUUCAACAUCCAGCUCAUGCAAACUGAACCCCAAAAUAGGAUCGUCAUAAGUUGGAGUUGGCUUGGAGGCCCAUGCGAUAUCUCACCAGCUUUUGGCUCCUUGGUGGUCAACCCCUCUAUCUUUUUAAUGGCUGGAUGUGUUAUUGUAUCAUUAACACUGAGGUAAAUGCUUUACUAUUGCACACAUUCAACAUCCAGCUCAUGCAAACUGAACCCACAAACAGAGGUUCAUCCAUAUGUUGGAGUUGGGCUUGAAGGCCCAUGGUGACAUGAAUAUACACAUCUCACAAGCUUUGGGCUCCUUGGUGGUUGACCCCUCUACCAUUCUGAUUUCUGGAUGUGUCAUUGCAUCAAAACACACUGUACGGUUGCACCCGUUCAACGUUCAGUUUGUGCAAACUGAACCCACAAAAAGAGGGUCACCAUCAAUUGGAGUUGGCUUGAAGGCCCAUGGCGACACGCAUACAAACAUCUCACCAGCUUUGGGCUCCUUGGUAGUCGAUCCCUCUAUCUUUUUAAUGGCUGGAUGUGUUAUUGUAUCAUUAACACUGAGAUAAAUGCUUUACUAUUGCACAUGUUCAACAUCUGGGUCAUGCAAACUAAACCCAAAACAGAGGUUUGCCAUAAGUUGGAGUUGGCUUCAAGACCCAUGACUACCAAGAAGCGUUGGGCUUCUUGGUGGUCAACCCCUCUAUCUUUUUAAUGGCUGGAUGUGUUAUUGCAUCAUUAACACUGAGGCAAACACUACAAUUACACCCAUUCAACUUCUAGUCCAUGCAAACUGAACCCACAAAAAGAGGGUCACCAUCAGUUGGAGUUGGCUUGAAGGCCCAUGGUGACAUUCAUACAAACAUCUCACCAGCUUUGGGCUCCUUGGUAGUCUAUCUUUUUAAUGGCUGGAUGUGUUAUUAUAUCAUUAACACUGAGGCAAAUGCUUUACUAUUGCACAUGUUCAACAUCCAGGUCAUGCAAACUAAACCCAAAACAGAGGUUUGCCAUAAGUUGGAAUUGGCUUCAAGACCCAUGACUACCAAGAAGCUUUGGGCUUCUUGCUGGUCAAUCCCUCUAUCUUUUUAAUGGCUGGAUGUGUUAUUGCAUCAUUAACACAGAGGCAAACACUGUACAAUUGAACCCAUUCAAUGUCUAGUUCAUGCAAACUGAACCCACAAAAAGUGGGUCACCAUAAGUUGGAGUUGGCUUGAAGGCCCAUGGCGAUAUUUAUACAAACAUCUCACCAGCGUUGGGCUCCAUGGUGGUUGACUCCUCUACAUUUCCAUCCCAAAGAGCCACAAUGCAGCUCCCGUGGCUGCUAUUCUGAUGGCUGGAUGUGCCAUUGUAUUAUUAACACUGAGGCA
Molecule: messenger RNA, 3245 nt
Organism: Anolis carolinensis (green anole)
Lineage: Eukaryota; Metazoa; Chordata; Lepidosauria; Squamata; Anolidae
Gene: gpr83
Product: G protein-coupled receptor 83
Exons: 4
Coding region: 116-1375 (419 amino acids)
Biological process (GO): neuropeptide signaling pathway
Cellular component (GO): plasma membrane
Molecular function (GO): neuropeptide Y receptor activity
Source: RefSeq, a predicted model, not a curated record